Molecule: messenger RNA, 1110 nt
Organism: Verticillium alfalfae VaMs.102
Lineage: Eukaryota; Fungi; Ascomycota; Sordariomycetes; Glomerellales; Plectosphaerellaceae
Exons: 6
Coding region: 448-1110 (220 amino acids)
Biological process (GO): regulation of gene expression
Cellular component (GO): nucleus
Molecular function (GO): protein binding
Source: RefSeq, a predicted model, not a curated record
ACCGACACACCUGCUGAUGAUUGCCAUUCCCACAACCAGACCACACGAUCCACGACCACUUUCAUUUGACAAACACGACGUCGCUGCCAUUUUCGAAACACCUGGAAUCCGAAAUCAGAUCGAGCAUUCUGUCGACAUCUAGCUGGGCUCUUGAACAACCGAUUUCGACAGCCAGCACAAUCGCAGUGUUUUGACUUCUGAGAGACGUCGCAUAUUCAGCCACACGAAAAGAGAACGCAUUGAUCGAUCGACGACGACAUAGCCUCCCUGCUGUACAUUGAUCAACCACAAAUCGACCCAUCAAAUAGAACAUUCGAAGUUCAAAGACGGAUGAUUGAUUGAAGGAGCACACAAUACACCCAAACGCCGCCAGUCGAAAGGCAGCGAAGACACAAGGAAUCAACCGACCACAAGCGGGCACCGACGCCGUCGGUAAAAUCCGUCUGCAUGGCCCAAGGCUUGGGCACGAUCUUCGCGGAGUUGGGGAUCUUGCAAUACCUGGAUACCUUCGUCGAGCAAGGCUUCGAUACAUGGGCUACCAUCUUGGAUAUAACAGAAUCAGACCUCGAUGCUCUGGGAGUGAAGCUAGGCCACCGAAGGAAACUUCAAAGGCGGAUUGCGAACUCGAGAGGGCUGGCCCCAGAUGCCUCACUUGUGUCUCCUAUCCGAGCAAGUGUUGAGGAUACUCGUACAGAAAAUACCAAACCAGAACCGAUCAAGCAAGAUUCGAAGGACAUUGCUGUCGUUACGAAGCGAAAGUACCGACGACACCCCAAGCCGGACGAGAAUGCACCCGAGAGGCCGCCGUCCGCAUAUGUGUUGUUCUCAAAUAAAAUGCGCGAUGACUUAAAGGGUCGCAAUCUAACCUUUACCGAGAUCGCAAAGCUUGUAGGAGAGAAUUGGCAGAGUCUGUCACCUGUCGAAAAGGAGCCCUUCGAGACACAGGCAUUGAACGCCAAGGAAAAGUACAACCAAGAUCUGGCAGAGUACAAGAAAACAUACGACUACAAGAAGUAUGCCCAGUAUCUCCAUGACUUCAAGCAGAAGCAGCUUCACCAAAACCAAGCUGGAUGCCAAUGCUACCAGAGUUCAUCAUGGCAGCAGUGCUAG